Messenger RNA from Carassius auratus (goldfish), 2349 nucleotides. RefSeq names its product ADP-ribosylation factor 6. The coding region runs from base 774 to 1301 and encodes 175 amino acids. The record is from RefSeq and is a predicted model, not a curated record. Gene Ontology annotation, molecular function: GTPase activity; GTP binding. The transcript is spliced from 2 exons. NCBI's taxonomy places the organism in Eukaryota, Metazoa, Chordata, Actinopteri, Cypriniformes, Cyprinidae.
CCAUGACCUUUAUUAUGAAAAUCGGGCUGCAACUGCCGUUUCCGCUCGUUCGCGUUGACGUAGUCAGUUUCACACUGAAUUCCGCUGAUUUUAGGAGUGAACACCGGGGUUGAGACCGCUAGAGAAUGGUGGGCCUCCGCAGGGGCACGUGAGACACAAAUUCGAAUUCAGGACGGUUGAAAUCGACGCGGCUCCGCUUCAGACGGUCCAGAUGACAGACCCACCGGCCGGCCAAAUGAACGCGUUUCCGCCGAGACUCUGAACGACUUAUCCGGUUACAUUUUGGGGGAAGGACCUGAAAGAGCCUCCGAGACGGACAUUCACACGCCUAGAGGAAGUCUCGAAAGACCGCAGGCUCUUAAAGAGGCCUCACAGCACUUACCAGACACAGGAAAAGCACUGAAAAAUCGCUGCUUUUGUCGCGUUUCUGUGGAUUAAUAUCGAGGUUGGCGUAUUUCAAACUGUUACCACCCUACAACCGAAGCAAAAGCCCUGAAAAUCGAACUUUGACCUUUUCAGUUCUACUGAAAGUUUUCAGUACUGUCGUUUAAUCAGCAACCAAGUGACCAGAAUUGGCUGGAACUGCAUCUUAUUCACUGUGACUUUACGCCCAGUUUCCUGAUAACGUUAUAUACACGUGUGCUGUUUACUUCCAAAUUUGACGUUCCAACUAGGAAGUCUUAAAGCAAAAGCCCCUGUAUUUCACUUAUCCUUAUUAAAGUUUUUUUUUUCUUUUUUUGGAGGUUAGUAACCAUUUAUGAACAGUAUACAAGAUGGGGAAGAUGCUGUCAAAGAUAUUUGGUAACAAAGAGAUGAGAAUAUUGAUGCUCGGACUUGAUGCCGCAGGAAAAACCACCAUCCUCUAUAAGUUGAAACUUGGCCAGUCUGUGACCACCAUCCCGACCGUCGGUUUCAACGUGGAGACGGUCACCUACAAAAACGUCAAGUUCAACGUGUGGGACGUGGGCGGACAAGAUAAGAUCCGUCCCCUCUGGCGACACUACUACACGGGCACGCAGGGGUUAAUUUUUGUGGUGGAUUGUGCUGAUCGAGAUCGCAUCGACGAAGCCAGGCAAGAACUCCACCGCAUCAUCAACGACCGUGAGAUGCGGGACGCCAUCAUUUUGAUUUUCGCCAACAAGCAAGACCUGCCGGAUGCCAUGAAGCCACACGAGAUCCAGGAGAAGCUGGGACUGACGCGCAUCCGGGACAGGAAUUGGUACGUGCAGCCGUCGUGCGCGACCACCGGUGAUGGACUGUACGAAGGCUUAACUUGGUUAACAUCUAACUACAAGUCUUAAUGACACUGGCACUGACUGUUUAGGACAAAUGAACUCAGUAUGGAGAAAAUUACACUCUCCACCGAAUAUUCGUGCAGUUCUGAUUUAGAGUUAACAUUUAUUUUUGGUUCGUUUUCAAACGGCCCUCUUUGAAACAAUGUAAUGGGUUUGGCUUGCUUUUAGUUUCCUGACUACUGUGACGUACGAGUCACACACCUCGGACUAUUGCUUAACAUGAUAAAGCAUUUCUGAAUGAAGAGCCUCUUUUUUUUUUUUUUUUUUUUUGAUUGAUUGAUUGAUUGAUUGAUUGAUUUGUAAGUUUUCUAUAUAUGAUUUCUCUUCUUCAGCUUCUUUCUUUUGAGAUUUUAGAGACAAAAAAAUGGAGUUUGUCUCCUUCAAACAGUCCAAUAGUGUGUUAAAGGCAUUUUAUACCGAGAUGUAUUGAAACUGUCCAGGCAUCCACUGUAGCAAAGCACAGUUUUGCUGAGGAGGUUGUAGCAUACUAACUGUAGGUAGCUAUGUGGUGUAACAGGUUUUGAACCGUGCCAUAGUUAUGAUAUCACUGACAUCAAAUGAUAAUCAACAUGUAAAUGAAUCCAUGGAACAUUUUAUGCAAAAGUCGAACCGUGAAAGGCGGACUUACAACAGACAUAACUUAUAUUCACACAGCAUAAUCGAACUGAGUGGUGUCUUGUGCUCUUGAAAGCAUGAAAAACCACAGAAGGGAUUUUGUCUGCAUUGCAAUGUAGCCCAAAACAAGUUAAACGUUAAAGAGACUUCAUUUUGAAACAUUGAUGGAUGCCUUUUGUAGCCUUUUUACCAUUUAGGCUAACUACAUUGACCAGAUUGUCUUUGACUUACAUUCAUGUGUCUCUAAAAAUGUGGGAUUGUUACAUUCUUGCAUUUCAAGUGUAGUGCUUGCGGUGGACUGAAUUGAUCGUUUUGGAGAGAAAUGUUUCAUUCUAUUCAUUUCCUCUCUUUGCUUUAAUCAUUUUGAGAAACAUGUAUAGAAACAGCUAUGUAAUUGUAACUUCAAAUUAAACUUAGUCAUUUUAAUGCUUUAAGUUGA